Molecule: messenger RNA, 2917 nt
Organism: Ornithorhynchus anatinus (platypus)
Lineage: Eukaryota; Metazoa; Chordata; Mammalia; Monotremata; Ornithorhynchidae
Gene: CCDC62
Product: coiled-coil domain containing 62
Exons: 13
Coding region: 66-2180 (704 amino acids)
Source: RefSeq, a predicted model, not a curated record
CCCGGAGCCGAGGGGCGCCGCACUGCGCAGGCGCGGCGCCGCCCUAACGGCCCGCCGAGGCCGCCAUGUGCGCCUCCCGCCUCGCCUCAGCGCCACACGAGAACCUCAGUUCAAUCCUUGAGACUGCCACUAUUGAGAAACAGAGGAAAGAACUGCAACUCUUGAUUGGGGAAUUAAAAGAUCGAGAUAAAGAGCUCAAUGGUAUGGUUGCAGAGCAUCAAAGACAGCAACUAUCUUGGGAGGGUGAUCGACAGAAAGUGUUGACUUUGGAAGAACGAUGCAGCAAAUUAGAAAAUGAGCUACACAAGAGAAGUGAAAUUAUUAGGACACUUACAAAAAGGAUAAAAAUCCUUGAAUGCCAGCAGAAUGAUCGCCAGGUGGUUCUUGAAACGACUCAAAUGCAACUACAAGAACUGGCUGAGAAAGCAGCAGGUGCUUCUCUUCGCUGUGAGGAACUUGAGGGGAAAAAUCAUAAUCUCAACAGUUCAGUUAUGGACCUUUCAGCCCAAGUAGGACAGUUACAAGCUCGAGAACAGGCACUCACUACUAUGAUAUCACUAAAGGACAAAGAUAUAAUUGAAGCCGUCAAUCACAUUGUAGACUGUUCAAGUAAAUUUAAAUUGCUAGAACAUGCUUUGUGUGAUGCCAAGGUGGUAGAAUCCUGUAUUAUCAAGGAAAAGCAAGAUUAUAAGCAGAAAUUGAAGGCACUAAAGUUUGAAAUGAAUAAACUGAGAGAUGACCUGAGUGAAAAGAUAGCAGAAAAUAAUGAGCAGAGAGAAGAGAUCAUUCGCCUCAAACAAGAGAAAAGUAGCUUGCAUGAUGAGUUGAUCUUUACAGGGGAGAGAGAAAAAAGGAAAGAACAACUGCUUGAAAUAGCAAAGUCAAAGCAAGAAAGGACAGACACCCAACUGCAUAAUUUGCGACAGAUCUAUGUAAAACAGCAAAGUGAUCUGCAGUUUCUCCAUUUCAACAUGGAGAAUUCUCAGGAAUUAAUGCAGACAUGUGACUCAAACGAGCAUGAUUCAAAAGUUCAUGAAACAAGUAAAGAGAUGGUCUUAUCAGACCUUGAAAAUAGCAACCAAAAAGUCACCUUUAAGAGAGAGAGAAAUCAAAAAGUAUCUUUAAAGGAUCUAGAAUUCGACACCACACAAGUUCAACCAUGUAGGGCACACGAGAACAGUUGUGAUGUGUACAAAGGGGAGAAGGAGGAGCAAGUGAAUGCUUCAGAUGAGAAAAGUAACACCAUCACGUCAUAUCCACUCAGAGGUUCAGUACAAGAACUAAAGACUCUGCUUAAGAAAGAUGCAAUGGAAGAUAAUUCAUCAAAUGUUUUGGAAUCAGGGAGGAAAGCAUUAGUGGACAUAAACAGUCCAAAGUCAGCAAGAAAUUGUGAAAUCUCUCCAAAUGAAAUUCAGAACAGAGAGAAGUACCUCAAUGGAGCAUCUGACCAUAAGCACUGGCAUGAUCUCAGUGUUUACAUGGGCCUACCUAACUGUUCUAGAUCAAAGGAACAUGAAAAACUGCAUGUUGAAUGUCAAGAUCAGAUGUCUGAGGCUGCCGAAAUCUCGUUCCUCCACAUGAACGAAACCAACAGACAGAAUGAGAGUAAUAUCUGUGAAUCUGCAUGCUGCCAUCCAAGCAACUUCAUAGUUGAAGCUCCAUGCCAUGCCUCAGUCUCCGAUUUGGAAUGGAUGAAGAUUUUCAAACCUACGAAAGUAGAGAGAACCGUCCGGCACAGGACCGUUUGCUUAUGUUCGGGGACUGUCUGUGGAGUAAAAGGUCCCACUUUGAAAAGCCAGCGAAUAGUCAGCUUGCAUUCCCGUUGCUUGGGCUCUCCUUUGAUAUCCACCCUGAAAAAAGACAAGCUUCUGAAAUGUAAGCAAUUCCAUGAAGCAGACUUGCCCUCUGAGACCAACAACUCAUGUGAGAUCCACUCAGACCCCAAGUCUCCAGUCCACCAGGAUGACUGUUCUCCUACAAGUAAGCUUCAGCACUUGCUGGAGGAAUCACGCCAGAUGGUGGCAAAUCUGGAACUGAGUACCAUGCUCCCCAUAAGGCUCGGUAGUCCCAGCAGCAGCCCCAACACAACAUCAGAACUUGCAGAAUCGAAAGAAAUUUGCAAAACACAGCUGCCAGCAACUGAUGGAAAUGAAAUUCGGCUUGCCCGAUUUUCUAUAUGAUUUUGACAGGUUUUUCACCUAUUAUUUGGAAGGAAGAAAAUGGAUCUACCUACCUGAUAUUAUCAUCCUUCAUUAGCGAAAAAGAUCUCAGGGUUUGAAAUUCCAGUAUUUAACAUUUGCUUUCAUGUUGCCCAAGUUCCAUUGAACUUUAUAUAUAUAAAUGAACUAGAAUUGGAAUUAUGCUCUAAUAAAAUGAGUUCCUGUACAGAUGUGUAUUUAGGUUAAAUGUUAGGGAAGCCAGUUUUUAAAAUAUGUGCAUAUCAAAAUGGGAACUUCUGUAAUUGAUUUUGAAAUAUAUUUUUGGCUGAACAUAACUGAUUAGAAUUGCCAGUCUUGUUUCCAGGGCCUACUUUAGUUGUACAAGAAAACCCUUAUUCUCAUAUACCGCUAUUGUUUUAACUCAGAACUUUGUCACAAAAAUAGAAAUGAACUAUUGCAUUGUUAUUAACUGGAAAAUACCUCAAAGGGGAUUGAAAAUCCAGGUUAAAAAAAUGGCAGAACAAUGCACACUCAUAGUUAUAAACUGCAUAGGUAAAAAAAGUGUGUUGAUAGUAGUUUUAAAUGAUCUAUUUUUUACCACUAAGAAAUAUAAAGAGUAUGAGGCUUAACUUGUAAAGUAAUUUGGCAUUUAAAAAAAUAUGUGAUGAGCAUUUCUGGCUACUUUUAAGAGAAUAUAUCCACUGCCUUCAGUGAAAAUAUUUUCAACAAUAAAGUGAGUUUGUUUUUCUUUUAUUUCA